Messenger RNA from Prunus armeniaca (apricot), 408 nucleotides. The record is from the annotation of a GenBank genome assembly. NCBI's taxonomy places the organism in Eukaryota, Viridiplantae, Streptophyta, Magnoliopsida, Rosales, Rosaceae.
AUGGGGAAGCUUAGUUUGGGCAGGGUGCUAGACAGGUUUUGCCUUUCUUCUACUGGCUCAAGUUCUUGUUUCUGCAUGAACUCCAUGGAAAACGAAGACGAGUUUGAAAGAAGUCCAUUGGUAACCGGUGAGAAAGAUGAGUUUCUGAGACUGAAGGAUGUUGUUGCUGGAAAACAGACAUUGGCGUUUCAAUUGAAGCCGAAGAUGGUGAUGUUAAGGGUCUCCAUGCACUGCAAUGGCUGUGCCAGAAAAGUUGAGAAACAUAUCUCAAAGAUUGAAGGAGUGACAUCGUACAAAGUAGACUUGGAAAGCAAGAUGGUGGUUGUGAUUGGAGAUGUUCUUCCUCGCGAAGUGCUCGAGAGUGUCUCGAGGGUUAAAAAUGCAGAGAUUUGGAACUCCCCAUGCUGA